AUGCUCUCGUCGCUGCCUGCGACCGCCAUAUGCGGCGUAGGCGUCGCCUACCUGGUCCUACGCGCCUCCUGCAAGUAUCUCUGGGGUGUUCUCUAUGAGCACAACCUCAGGGAGGCCACCGUCGUACGCGACUUGCCUCGCCUGGCCGAGACGCCCUCCACGCCACGAGGACGGACGUGUGUUGUGAUUGGCGGGAGCCUGGCGGGGUGCAUCGCGGCAGGCGCCAUGUCCAAGAUGUUUGACACAGUGGUCCUCAUCGACCCGCUCAUUGACGAGGAGGAGCCCAAGAGAUGGCGGACGCAGGUCGCCCAAUUGAACCAGGUCCAUGGUUUCUUGCCCACCUCGGUGCAGGGCCUGCAGCUCAUCUUUCCCGGCGCGUUCGAAAAGGCUGUCAUGCGCCGUGGCGGUCGCCUGCUGAGCAUGAGCGAGUCUCCGAUGGAGAAUCUGUUCAACCACGGCUAUGUAAAGUACGACGAGAAUCUGGCGACGAUCAUCGCGGGCAAGAGCGACUCGCUGCCCAUGUCGCGCUGGACGCUCCAGCAGGUUGUUCGGGAGCUGUUGCGGGACACGCCGUCGGUGAUGAUGGCAAAGGGCAGAGUCACGCGCUUCAAGUACAGAGAGGCGUCCGUCUGCGGCGUGCUGUUCGACGACGCCAGCGGGGUGGAGAAAUCCCUGGACUGCGAUCUCGUGCUCGACUGCUCCGGUCCCAAAAGGGCCUUUCGCAAACUCAUCGCCGGUUAUCCGCGAUUCAGCGAGCCCGUCCUGACCGUGUACAACCUCCCCAUGACCUAUUCCACUGCUAUUUUUGACAUCCACCCCAGCCUGGUGGAUCGCAUGCCGGUGCCGGACUCAAUAAAAACACACACGACCUCGUGGCGCGAUCUGGGCGGUGUGUCGAUGGUCCUUCCCCAUCUCACGCAAGUCGGAGACUUCCACAUGAUGUACCGAGGCGAAGGCAACAAGCGCAGGUUCACGCUAGGCACCAAUAUGUUCACGUCUGAAGGCGGUAGGAGCUAUGACGAGGUGCCAGCCACAAUCGAUGCAUAUCGGCGGGCGUGGAAGUCGAGCCACUUUGCUCAGACAGGCCAGGAAAAGGAAGCAUGGUUCGACGAGACGAUGGAUCUGCUCGAGGAGAGUGAUCGUCUGCAUGAGCAUGCAACGCCGUUCUUCAAGCUGCGCGAGACGCAGAGCUACGCCUACCAGAUUGAUGCGAGCGGCGACGGAGGCAAGCGAGGUCUGCCCGACAAUCUCGCCAUUGUAGGCGACGCCUUUGCCAAGCUCAAUCCUACGUUUGGACAAGGAUGCAGCAAGGCAAUGGCCGACGUGGCGACGCUGUAUACAAGCCUCCUCGACCACGAGCGCAUUGCCGACGCCGUGUGCGACUUUGACAAGCGCCGUCAGGCGCGCACGAUGGCUAUGUUCGAGACAAACAUGGUUUUCGACUUUGGCUUCGAAAGCGUGCAAAAGGCCAACCCAGCCCAUCCCAGCAGCAAGGGACAGUUGAUGCGAUGGUUCUCCAAGGGCUUUCUCAAUGCCAUAAUCAAGACAAAGGAUCCCAACUUGGGAAACUCGUUUGUGGGCGUCACGUUGGGUGCACUGCCUCCGCUGGAACUCAUGCGUCCCUCCCACGUCGCCCUAUCGCUCUUCGCGCGGCGCUUCUGGGACUGCAGUCCGUAGUGUCACGGCUUUUUCGAACAUGUUGUCUUGACAUCUUUACUGUAUCAUAUUAUUUCGUGGUCGCUUGUCCGGAGGGGCAAAUUCUAAUCUAAUGCAUCACCGCUCCCCAC
This is a messenger RNA of Acaromyces ingoldii, 1787 nucleotides long. RefSeq lists its product as hypothetical. NCBI's taxonomy places the organism in Eukaryota, Fungi, Basidiomycota, Exobasidiomycetes, Exobasidiales, Cryptobasidiaceae. The record is from RefSeq and is a predicted model, not a curated record. The transcript has 6 exons. Gene Ontology annotation, molecular function: monooxygenase activity. Bases 1 to 1677 code for a protein of 558 amino acids.